Ipomoea nil (Japanese morning glory) is the source of this 1958-nucleotide messenger RNA. Its product is annotated as peptidyl-prolyl cis-trans isomerase CYP57. Gene Ontology annotation, biological process: protein peptidyl-prolyl isomerization. The transcript has 10 exons. Gene Ontology annotation, molecular function: peptidyl-prolyl cis-trans isomerase activity. Gene Ontology annotation, cellular component: catalytic step 2 spliceosome. NCBI's taxonomy places the organism in Eukaryota, Viridiplantae, Streptophyta, Magnoliopsida, Solanales, Convolvulaceae. The coding region runs from base 221 to 1687 and encodes 488 amino acids. The record is from RefSeq and is a predicted model, not a curated record.
UGCAUUACGAGAUAAUCUUAACUUGACCAAAUUAAUAACCCUAAUUUUACAUGAUGUUGGGGGCGUCAUCUGAAUUGUUACGAUAAACUUAAAAAUUCAGUUGGUUUCACAAUCAUUUUAGGGCAACCAGUUUAAGAAAUCACAAUCUAGACGUGAGUCGAUUAAUUCUCUCUCGAAUCAAUACUGUGGGACGUGACAUCGGAGUGUCGGAGAGUAUGCAAUGUCGACGGUGUACGUACUUGAGCCGCCGACGAAAGGCAAGGUGAUUCUGAAGACAACUUACGGGCCGCUGGACAUCGAGCUCUGGCCUAAAGAGGCCCCCAAAGCUGUCCGGAACUUCGUGCAGCUCUGCCUCGAAGGCUACUAUGACAAUACCAUCUUUCACCGAAUCAUCAAGUCCUACCUCAUUCAAGGCGGUGACCCAACCGGCACUGGCACUGGUGGGGAGAGUAUUUAUGGUGGUGUGUUCCCCGAUGAGUUUCACUCUCGUCUAAGAUUCAAACACAGGGGUCUGGUUGCGUGUGCUGGUGCUGGUUCACCCAAUACAAAUGGGAGUCAGUUCUUUGUAACAUUAGACAAAUGUGAUUUUCUUGACAAGAAGCACACGAUUUUUGGAAAGGUAACCGGUGAUUCAAUCUACAAUCUUCUAAGCCUAGGUGAAGUUGAAACUGAAAAGGAUGAUAGGCCACUGGAUCCUGUCCCUAAAAUAUUAUCUGUCGAGGUAUUGUGGAAUCCAUUUGAUGAUAUUGUUCCAAGGGUAACAACUACAAGGGCUUUAGCCUCUUCAGCUGACACUGACAAAAAGGAUAAAAACCAGAAACCUAAAAAAAACUUGAAUUUGCUUUCAUUCGGGGAAGAAGCAGAGGAGGAGGAAAAAGAAUUGGCUACCAUCAAUGUGAGGAUAAGAAGCAGUCAUGAUGUGCUUGAUGAUCCUCGCCUGCUCAAGGAAGAAAACGCUGAUGAAGCUUUGAAGUUAUCUGAGAAAAAAACAGCAAGGGAUGUCCAAAGUGUCAAAGAAGCAUUACGGUCAAAAAAGGAUGAGGUAUCAAGAGAAUCAGAAGCAAGAUCUCCUGAAUCCCGUAUUGAAAGUGAUGAUGACGAUGAUGAUGCCAACUUUGAUGCACGAAUGCGUAGGCAGAUACUGGAAAAGCGAAAGGAACUAGGAGACAUGCCGACAAAGCUAAAGUCUUCUAAUGAGAACUCCAAGGCAAAGAUUCCUUCAAGGUCUGCUGAAGAAAGUGAUGGGCAACCAAAAGUUGAAAGAUUAUUUAUAAAGAAGAAAGGAAUUGGGUCUGAUUCAAAGGCUGAACGCAUGGCUACAGCAGAUGCAGACUUGCAAUUACUGACCGGAGCUGAAAGAGAAAGACAACUGUUGAAACAAAAGAAGCGCAGACGUCAUGGACAAGAAGAUGAAGUAUUAGCAAAGUUGGAAAAGUUUAAGGCAUCAAUGUCUAAAAAGCCCAAUGGUGAAAAUGAAGGAGGAAAGAGCGAGGAUUUAUCUGAUUGGGCGUCUGUCAAGCUAAAAUUUACUCCUGAGCCUGCAAAGAACAAUAUGUCUCGUAGCAAUGACCCUAAUGACUAUGUGGUGCAUGACCCUCUUUGGGAGAAAGGUAAAGAGAAGUUCAAUAAAAUGCAAGCGAAGCAGAAGCGCCGAGAACGAGAAUGGGCGGGGAAGUCUAUUACCUAAGCUCAUAUGUCCAUACGGGAUUUAAACUAUGCAAGGAACGAGCGAGCCAGACUUUAGUAUACCUGCCUGCCGCUCAAUCACUCAUACGGGAUGCAGCGCCUCUAGGUAAACUCCUCCUACUGAUGAAAUUUGCAAGCCAUUUUUGUACCAGCAAACAUUCUCUCUGCGCUAAAUACAUUCCAAACUGAUGUAAGAUUGUCCUGGAAAUGUAAUUUUACUUUUUACACUCCCUCCCUCUUUAUUUAAUGGGUUGAUUCAGAUUUGAUUUCUA